AAUUUAGAUUGUUUUCAAGUAUAGCUUAGGCAGCCAGCACCGCUUGUGUAGACAUUUCUCAUCUCUCAUUUUGUGAUCUUCGGAUGCUGAGCUAGAAACGAUUGUAUUCGCUUUACCUAGUUUAGUUAUGAGCCGACCACCGAUGUGAUCAGAACCGUUUUCGUAUAGAGCCCAAUAAAAUCUAAACCUACAGUCGGUCUGCAUGAAAGGUUCGCGUUGUCUAGUGCAUGUACCUAAAAUAGUGGACAUUUGAACGCAAUAAAGAAUAGUGCUUUUAACUUUAACGGAGUUGUAAAGUGCUGUGCCGGAUCCCCCCAAGUACAACGCCUUCGACGUGGUGUUUAGAGCGGCGGAGCAAGAUAAAGGUGAGCCCCGAUCUGCAACAUAUUUCUGGUGCCGUGACCAGGAUCGGGGGCUGCAUCAUUGUCGCCAUCUUCCACGCGCGGCAACCUGUCGGAUCGCUGUACUAUUGUUCGACGCCAUCCUAGUCGAAAAUUGACGCCAUCAUCCCACGAAAGAACGCCACCAAAUUACUGGAGAGAGCCUAUUGUGAGCCGAUAUUUGCAUGCGGUCGACACGACUGUGCUACGCCGGUAUCCUGUGCAGAUGUUGAUUGAUUCAAGGCAUAUUCAAUCAUUUGUCAGUGCUGCAUUGCUCGUCGGAGUGCUCAUCCCAAUCGCAUUUUCGACCGAUAGCCGGGUGUCUAAUCAUCGUCAGCGGUUCUCAACUUCAGCUGCAUACCGCCCCAGGUGGCAGCCCGUUCGUGGACCAACCCGUGAUGCACCUACCUACUAGAAAACCCUGUGAACCAAAUCAACUAUAGUGUGCGAACAUCGAUCUUGACACGAGCUUUUUCGUUAAUUGUGAUCGCUUCCAUCCGUGUCGUUUCUCGCGUCCAGAGAACGAUAUUCCUGCCAAAGAGCAACUUCUGUGCCGUGCUAGGCAAGCUCAGUUCCUGCGUUCCAGUUUUGAUUGAUAUACAAGGCAUUUCCAAGCCUUGGCUCAGGUUAGUAACCUUCCAAGCAUCCCAUUUUCUUUCGUCCGGGUCUACCUGGUCUUUCAUAUCGGCAGGCAUUCUCCAAUUUCAACGAUCGAGUCCUACGAUCAACGAUGUGCGAUACUCGUACUCGAGACCAGUUGACAACCCGAAGGACCACUCUGAUCGCCUCGUUGAGCCGUGCGGAACAGUUCACCGAGGACUUCGUCGCCGAACGGGAUGGGCUCGAGGUGCAAAUACGCCUGGAGAACCUGGACCUGUUAUGGAAAACGCUGGAAGAUGUGCAGACGGCGCUGGAGGACCUGGAGGAGACCAACGAAGGUAAAGUUUUGAAUCUACAAUACCGUGCCUCCUUUGAACCCAGGCUGUUCCGAUUAAAAGCAAGACUUCAAUCUAAAUUACCGCCUCCACUCAUUUCGCAAGCCAAUUUCCCUACUGAACCCCCUCCUCGCGCUGUGUCCACCUUGGCUGGUUUAAAGUUGCCGACUAUCUCGCUACCAGAGUUUGACGGUGAUUAUAUGCAGUGGUUGACCUUCCACGACACUUUUCAAGCGUUGAUCCACGACAACCAGGAACUGCCUCCGAUCCAGAAGUUCCACUACCUCCGGGCUGCGGUGAAGGGAGACGCCGCGCAGAUCAUCGAAACGAUUUCCAUCAGUGCUGCCAACUAUCCACUAGCAUGGCAGGCGCUAGUCAAUCGCUAUUCCAACGAAUAUUUACUUAAAAAGCGUCACCUACAGGACCUGCUGGAUAUUCCUCGAAUGAAGAAGGAAAGCGCCGCUGCCCUGCAUUCAACCGUCGACGAGUUCCAAAGGCACAUCAAGAUUUUGCAGCAGUUGGGAGAGCCGACGCAGUCGUGGAGUACCCUACUAGAACAUCUUUUGUGCAUGCGGCUUCACGAUGACACCAUUCGAGCGUGGGAGGACCACGCAGAGUCAGUUGGCGACCAAUCGUACACAUGUCUCGUCGAGUUUUUGGAGAAACGGAUUCGAGUGCUCGAGUCGAUUUCCGUCAAUCAUUCUUCUCACCCAAGCCCACCAGUAUUUCCCAACGGAAACCAUCGUAAGCAAUUGCCAGUUAAAAUGUCGUCCUAUUCCGCUACCGAAAACUUCGCUCCGAAAUGCCAUGCGUGUGACCAGCAGCACCCGCUGGUGAAGUGUCAAACGUUCGAACGAAUGUCUCUGGCCGACCGCUUGCGGACGGUGAAUUCCAAGCGUUUGUGCCUGAACUGCUUCCGCCAAGACCAUUUCGCACGUGAUUGCCCCUCCAAUUUCUCCUGCAGGGUAUGCAGGAAAAACCACCACACACUCCUCCACCCCGGUCAGCUCCCUAGUUACCCCAGAAACAACGGCGAAAAUUCCCAGUCCAGCCAUAGGUCGAAUCAGCCACCAGCUUCGUAUUCCAGAACCCAAUCAAGAGUUGCUGUACAAUCGGUGUCGAAUGUAGAUGAACCUACCGUCGUUCAGUGUAGCAGCGUACUGCGAAGCCCUCAGCCUACCAUUUUUAUGUUGACGGUCGUUCUCCGUAUAGUUGACGUAUAUGGAAAGGAACAUUUUGCAAGAGCCCUCCUGGAUAGUGCUUCGCAACCCAACCUCAUGUCAGACCGAUUGGCUCAGCUUCUGAGACUGAAGCGCGAGAAGGUGAACGUACUCGUUCAUGGGAUCGGGGAGCAGCCAGAUCAUGCAACGGAGUCGGUCACAACAAGCAUUUCUUCUCGAAAGGACAAUUUUUCCAAAGAAGUGUCUUUCUUGGUCCUCAAGCGGAUGAUCUCCAACCUUCCUGCCGAAGACAUUCCGAUAGACGAUUGGAAACUUCCUAGCGAUAUUUCACUCGCUGAUCCCAGUUUCAAUCGCUCGGGCAAGAUUGAUUUGGUACUCGGAACCCAACACUUCUUCGAUUGCUUCCCAGCUGCUGCUCGAAUCAAACUUGCAGAAGGACUUCCAGAUCUGGUUGACAGCGUGUUUGGCUGGAUAGUUGCCGGCGGUACGAACGUUUCCCCCUCAAGCCAGGAAUCCAUCUGCUGCAAAACCGUUACCACUUCCCUUUCCUCUCUAGAAGAAUCCAUGGAGCGUUUCUGGAAAAUAGAAGAGCUCGGAACUCGAUCCGCCCUAUCGAUAGAAGAGAAGGCCUGUGAAGAAUUGUUUCAAUCUACCGUUUCUCGCGACGAGGUAGGUAGAUACAUUGUAGAAUUGCCCAAACAACCGAACUUCGACGAGAUGAUUGGCGAAUCCGAAGCAACUGCUGUCCGGCGUUUCGAAAUGCUGGAGAAAAGAUUCACCAAGGAUCCCAAGUUGAAGGAAGACUACGAUAAAUUCAUGGCCGAAUAUUUGUCACUAGGCCACAUGAAGCUGGUUCCGAAUGGCUUCGCUGCGGGUUCCAAGGAAUGUUUCCUUCCUCACCAUCCUGUCGUUAAAGAAGCCAGUUCUACCACCAAAACCCGAGUAGUUUUCGACGGUUCCAGCAAAACCUCUAGCGGAUUUUCCUUAAACCAGGCACUGUGUGUGGGACCGACCGUGCAGCAUGAGCUGCUGGAUCUCGUCAUACGAAACCGCAAAUUUCCGGUAGCCAUUACGGCCGACGUCGAGAAGAUGUAUCGCCAGGUUCUAGUGCACCCGAAAGACACUCCCCUGCAGAAAAUUAAGUAUCGUUUCCAACCCACUGAUCCCCUUCAAUCGUACGAGCUCCUCACCGUCACAUACGGACUUGCGCCCUCCUCGUUCCUGGCCACACGUGCUCUACAACAAGUGGCCGAAGAUGAAGGACCUGACUUUCCACUCGCUGCUCCGGUCGUGAAAAAGUCGUUCUAUGUAGAUGAUUUCAUCGGUGGCGCUUUUUCUGUUGCUGAAGCCAUCCAACUGCGUGAAGAGCUGACCGGCAUGCUAGCUAAGGGAGGAUUUCCUUUGCGAAAGUGGACCUCCAACAAAUUGGAUGUUUUGCAAGGGCUGCCUGCCGAUCAGAUUGGAACCCAAUCGACGUAUCGAUUCAACCCCGGAGAGACUGUGAAGACCCUAGGAAUCUUGUGGGAGCCAGGAUCCGAUCAAUUUCGUUUCGAUUUUCAAGUUGAUAUGCGCCAACAAACAGCUACAAAACGAACGAUUUUGUCCAGAAUUUCGCAACUUUUUGAUCCGUUAGGACUAAUUGCACCGAUCGUCAUUAGGGGAAAAAUACUGAUGCAGGAGUUGUGGCUGGUUUCGUGUUCCUGGGAUGAAGAAGUUCCGGAUCAGAUCAAUCGCAAAUGGCAGGUUUUGUGCGGACAGCUUCCUGGUUUGGCGAGAUUCCGAAUCGACCGAUAUGCGUUUCAACUAAACUCGGUUAUUCAGUUGCACACUUUUGCUGACGCUUCUGAAGCUGCGUAUGGUGCUUGUGUGUACGUCCGAUGUGUAGACACUGAAGGGAACGUUCGUGUACAACUGUUGGCUGCUAAAUCCCGAGUCGCACCCCUUAAAAGACUUUCAAUACCGAGACUCGAAUUAUGUGCAGCUCUUGUUGGAUCGCAGCUGCACUCCCGGAUCAUAGAGGCUUUGGAAAUGAACAUCGACGAAUCUUACUUCUGGUCCGAUUCCACAGUGGUUCUUCAGUGGCUAGGCUCUCCUCCCAGUGCCUGGAAAACCUUUGUCGCUAAUCGUGUCUCUGAAGUGCAAAAUUUGACGCAUGGAUCCCGUUGGAGUCAUGUAUCAGGUUUCGAAAACCCUGCCGACCUAGUAUCCAGAGGAAUGAAUGUCGACGAUUUCGUGGAGAGCAGUUUGUGGAAGUAUGGCCCGCAAUGGUUGCAGCAUCCAGAAAUAGAAUGGCCGAUUCGAAGAUCCUCCGAAGUUCCUGAAGCCGAAACCGAGCGAAAAGGUGUAGUAGUCGCCGUCACAACAAGUACGCCGUACUACAAUCCAAUCUUCUCACGAUAUUCUUCUUUUUCCCGCCUGACAAGAAUAGUCGCCCUAUGCCAAAGGUUCGUCAGCAAUAUCCGCUCCAAUUCUAGAACUCAACAAACUUCCACAGGCCCUGUCAAAUUCAAAACGCUGUCACUCGAGGAACUCACGCAGGCAAAAAUGACUCUGGUUCGAAUUGCUCAAGCCGAUUGUUUCCACGAAGAGCUACGAGAACUGCAACAAGGUCGGCAACUGCCAAAACGAUCUUCACUACGGCUUCUUAGUCCAUUCAUUGACACAGAGGGGGUUCUUAGAGUGGGGGGACGAUUGAAAUUAUCGGAACAGCCAUACCUAUCCAAGCACCCAGCCCUGCUCCCCAGCUUCCAUCCUCUAGCACAGCUGAUUGCCAAAUCCUUUCACUACAAACUGGUUCACGGUGGCGGCCACUUGACAUUAUCGGUAAUGCGUGAGGAAUACUGGCCUAUUAACGGACGGCGUCUUGUGCGGAGCAUCAUCAGAAACUGCUUCCAAUGCGCCCGAGCCAAUCCCGUUCCGGCUAGCCAGCAAAUUGGACAGUUGCCAGCCCAGAGAGUCACCGUCAGCAGGCCUUUCGCUAUCACCGGAGUGGAUUAUGCGGGACCCGUAUACUUGAAGGCUAUCCACAAGCGCGCUGCCCCUGCGAAGGCCUACAUUUGCUUGUUCGUGUGUUUCACGACGAAGGCUGUUCACUUGGAGUUGGUAGGUGACCUCUCUACACCGGCCUUCAUAUCUGCUCUUCGACGUUUUGUUGCCCGCCGAGGACGUCCUGGUCAUUUGCAUUCCGACAACGGGAAAAAUUUUGUCGGAGCAAAAAAUGAAUUGCGAGAACUUCACCAAAUGCUUUCCAACGAAGCCGACAUGGACCGAAUAACGAGAUUCUGCGCAGAACAAGAAAUAGAGUGGCAUCUCAAUCCACCCAAAGCUCCCCAUUUCGGUGGACUCUGGGAAGCCGCAAUCAAGGUGGCAAAGAAGCAACUCCAUCGUCAAUUAGGGAACUCGAGGCUUUCCUAUGAAGAUUUGUCUACCAUCCUAACUGAAAUUGAAGCUGCGAUGAAUUCGAGACCUAUCGUUCCCAUGACUGAGGACCCGAACGACUUCGCUGUUCUUACACCGGCACACUUCAUUAUAGGCUCUACUAUGCAUGCUGUCCCCAGUCCAAGCGUUGUCGAUGUCCAAAUAUCACGCUUGGCAUAUCAUCAAAAGCUCCAACAGUUUUUCCAGCGCUUCUGGCAUCAGUGGAGGACUGAAUAUUUGCAGGAGCUUCAGAAGGAUACUAGGUUACGCCAUCCAAAUCACGAAAUUCUAUCAGGAAGAUUGGUAGUAAUUGUCGACGAGUUUCAGCACCCAGUCCGAUGGCCGCUGGCCCGAAUAGAAGCUGUGCAUCCUGGAGCAGACGGUCUUGUACGCGUUGUUACAUUACGUACUCCCAAAGGCAUCUUUAAACGCCCCAUAACAAAGAUCUGCCUCCUACCAACCGAUUCAUCGAACACAACGUACCCUGAAGAAGCCAAUGCAUCAGACGAUCACCCACCAGUUGGAGACGACGCUCAUGUGAACGACGGAUAGAUCAUCACUCUGUGAGCUCAUCGAAGCAGCAAACAUCGAAGGAAUAACAAAGUGAAUUGAAUUAUAUUGUUAAAGAUUUUUUUUUCUAUUUUGUUUUGAUUUUGAAAUUCGUAUAUUUCAAAGGUGGCGGCAAUGUUGAAUUUAGAUUGUUUUCAAGUAUAGCUUAGGCAGCCAGCACCGCUUGUGUAGACAUUUCUCAUCUCUCAUUUUGUGAUCUUCGGAUGCUGAGCUAGAAACGAUUGUAUUCGCUUUACCUAGUUUAGUUAUGAGCCGACCACCGAUGUGAUCAGAACCGUUUUCGUAUAGAGCCCAAUAAAAUCUAAACCUACAGUCGGUCUGCAUGAAAGGUUCGCGUUGUCUAGUGCAUGUACCUAAAAUAGUGGACAUUUGAACGCAAUAAAGAAUAGUGCUUUUAACUUUAACGGAGUUGUAAAGUGCUGUGCCGGAUCCCCCCAAGUACAACGCCUUCGACGUGGUGUUUAGAGCGGCGGAGCAAGAUAAAGGUGAGCCCCGAUCUGCA
Messenger RNA from Aedes albopictus (Asian tiger mosquito), 6985 nucleotides. RefSeq lists its product as uncharacterized. Gene Ontology annotation, molecular function: zinc ion binding; nucleic acid binding. NCBI's taxonomy places the organism in Eukaryota, Metazoa, Arthropoda, Insecta, Diptera, Culicidae. The record is from RefSeq and is a predicted model, not a curated record. Gene Ontology annotation, biological process: DNA integration. The transcript is spliced from 2 exons. Bases 1111 to 6465 code for a protein of 1784 amino acids.